Messenger RNA from Paramormyrops kingsleyae, 3816 nucleotides. It is a transcript of the gene rab5b, whose product is annotated as RAB5B, member RAS oncogene family. The record is from RefSeq and is a predicted model, not a curated record. Lineage: Eukaryota; Metazoa; Chordata; Actinopteri; Osteoglossiformes; Mormyridae. Gene Ontology annotation, molecular function: GTPase activity; GTP binding.
CAGAAUUUAUUAUUUUUUUGCUGACAACCCAACAAGACUCUGAGACUGCAGAUACUAUGUAACGCUUGCUUCAUUACAAGCACAAGGAAAUGUAAUCAUUAAGGAAGCUGAGGCAAAAAUAAGACAUUGUUGUUGUAAGUGUAAGAUUCAUGCCAAGAUUGAGAUGAGAUGCAGUUCACGCCACUGGUGAUAUUUAGUACAUGUUGUUGUUCUGUUUCAUCCGCAAAGUGAAAGUUAUCUUCUUGCAGAAUUUGCAUUAUACUUUUUUUAUGCACGAUAUGUAAUUCAAGAUUAGCCAAAAAUACAAAAUAAGAGGUGCUGAGAAUUGUUUAGGGUUUGCAAUUGUUUGAAACUGUGGGAUCCCCUCAUUGACCUCCCACCCAGGAGGACUCCCGCUCAUGGCCAGCAGGGGGAGUGCCAGGCCCAAUGGCAGCCUGACCCAAACCAAAAUAUGUCAGUUCAAGUUGGUACUGCUUGGAGACAUGGCGGUUGGCAAGUCCAGCCUUGUGCUGCGCUUUGUCAAGGGCCAGUUUGACGAGUUUCAGGAGACUACUAUUGGAGCUGCCUUUUUAGCACAGUCAGUGUGUUUAGACGACACAACAGUGAAGUUUGAGAUUUGGGACACAGCGGGACAGGAGCGCUACCACAGCCUGGCCCCCAUGUACUACCGCGGAGCGCAGGCGGCCAUCGUGGUGUUUGACAUCACCAAGCCGGAGACGUUUGAGCGAGCCAAAGCCUGGGUGAAGGAGCUGCAGAGGCAGGCCAGCCCCAACAUCGUCAUUGCCCUGGCGGGAAAUAAGGCCGACCUGGCUGACAAGCGCAUGGUGGAGUAUGAGGAAGCCCAGACUUAUGCAGAGGACACUGGCCUGCUGUUUAUGGAGACCUCUGCCAAGACCGCCAUGAACGUAAACGAGCUGUUUCUGGCUAUAGCAAAAAAGAUGCCGAAAACGGACACCCAGAACCCCACACACGCCGCACGCCACAGGGGGGUGAACCUCCAGGACCCCGAUGCCCAAUCGACCCGGGGCUGUUGUGGGAACUAAGCCACCCUGCCCCUCAUCCCUGGGCCUGGUGAUCUGGAGGACUCCCCCCUCCCAGACCCCACCCUGCCACUAUUCAAAGAGAUGGAGUGAGACGGGAGGAGGAGGAGGAGGAGGAGGAGGAGGAGGCUGUCCUCCACCAGAUUGUUCUCUGCCAGAAUGUGAGUGGUAGACAGUCCCAAAUUCAAACUAUGUGAGGGAGCAAUGGAGUGCCCAGGAUUUUGUAUUAUAAAUGGCACAAAUAGUAGAUUUUUUUUGUGUUUAACUCAUGAUUCCUUUUUCGAUUAUGCAAGCGGAGUGUUGACUCAAGUGUCAGAAGCGAGGGAGGGAUUGAAUAACAGGACAGCGAGUCUGUGCAGCAGGUGGAGCAGACAGCGGCAGAAAGUGAAAGUUUAUUCUCCCUGCAUUUCAGUACAUACCCACGCUCCUUUUGGCCGCCUUGGGCUCUGCUGUGAAAGCAAGCCGUCCCGUUCAGUGUUGUCUGCGGGGCAGGAUGCCCCGUUUUAGAAUCGGGAAUCUCACGUAUCCCGUCUCUGCAGGGCAUUCCCAGACACUUGCCUCAUGGUUGGCUGAUAUUAAAAAUCAAUCAUGAACCCUGAGCAUCAGAAAAAUCAGAGACGUGCUACCAAAUUAAGAGCUACAUCCGUUUUUUUUUUUUCUUUUCCCAUUUUCAUUUUCUGAGCUUCUGCUCCCCUCAUCCACUCCCAGCCACUGUGAUUCCUGCUAUGUAACACCAUGCUCAUGGUUAGCGGCAUCACUUCUCUGCAUUUAGUAAUAGCUGUUACUUUAAGAACGGCAAGGAAGAGUAAGGAACAGUAUCUCCCAGCAAUGGUCAGGGUGUUUUUCUGCACUGGUCCCUGUCCCCGUUGUAGAUGUGCACACUACUGUAGAAUGUGGUAUUUAAUGAUGGAGUUUCCCUCCAUUCUGCCUUGCUACUGAACCUGUUUGUUACACUGUUACGACAGUGCCGGAUGUACAGUGCAUAAUAAUGCAUAUUGAUUUUAACCCCAUUAAUAGCUUAGAACAACCUGACAAUGGGAUCUAAUAUAUUAAUUAAAUGUAGAUAAACUCGCAAAAAGAGACACUAAACCAUUGGACGCUCUCUGAUGCAUGGUACCAGAUGUUGGUACUUUAAAGGAAUGAAGAAUAGACAGAGAGAGACAGAGAGAGACAGAGAGAGACAGAGAGAGACAGAGAGAGACAGAGAGAGACAGAGAGAGACAGAGAGAGACAGAGAGAGACAGAGCACCGCCCUUGUUCUUUGUGUUUGCCUAACAAAACGGAUUUUGGGCAACACAGCUUUUUUCUUGCAACAUGCCUGAAACAUAUGCCGCCUUUAUUUUAAACCUCUAAAGAAUUUAGGCUUUGUUAUUAUAAAUGAUUAAUCUGGGGUUCUUAUAGUUUAUCCGAAUGCAUUUCUAACCGUACGAUGCAGUGACUCAGCUGGAGAAAGGAAGAGGCCUGUGAAAAGCUUGACAGUUGCGGCACGUUGAAUCGUAAUUAAAUGCUAAUGUUUUUAAGCAUACGGUGACUCCCACUGUGCAACUCAUAUCCUCACACUAUGUGCAAAGUAUAUUCGCCAUUCACUGGAGGCAGGUUCCAAUGGUUAGAGUAUAUUUUGAAUGUGCCUCAUCUUUUAAAGGGAGCUCAUGGUCCCUCUAGCUAGUGCUUUGAAUGGCCUGCCGGUCCUAUAGACCGAUGAUCAGAAAUUCAGUAUGCAAUCCAAAUACAGUACAAAUACGACCACAAUCACUCAAUUUUCAAGACACAGUGAUAACAGAAUGUGAUAUCUAAAAGAGGAUACAUUUUUAAUUGUUGACAUCAUUGCACUCCUCAUAUUCGCCUUUUUGCCAUUAAAUCAGUGGGAAGGAAAGUCCUCUGAAUGAAUAAAGCAUGUGUGUCAUUGUUUUGAUGUUAUAAGCAACCUGAACUUGUGUUUUGGAUCUAUAUUGUAAAUAAGACAUGAAUCUAUUUUAUAAACCAUCACACAAUAAAAGAUGACACUUUGUGACUCUGUGGCAAAGGCACAGACCAAAAUAUCUGCACCAAAUCUAGAAAUUAGGCAAAACAAGAUGUUUCAUAAAUGAGCUGAGUGACAUUUAAGCCUACUUUAAUACCCAUGCAUUUGUAUAUGUGUAAUAUUGCUCCUUUGCUUUUUAAUUUGCAUAGUAAAUUAUUUUUUAUUCAUUUUUUUCAUAUUCUUGGCAUGAUGUGUAUCAGUGUUCAUUUUUUAUGCUCAUUAGUUUGGUCUUAUCUUGGCAGUAUUCUUCAAAGUCCAGUUAGGAAAACAGCACAAAACCCUCUCAUUCUAAGGCAUUGACCCAACCAGUGAGCUGCCUGCAGUGCCAUCUAAUGCAGUGCCAGUUCCUCCCAGAAGGGUAUAACCAUACAAUCACACCUGUUCUUUUGCCCCAAAGUGGAUCUGGCUCUGCACUGUUUCUCCAAGGAGAUGGAAUUAUGAUUCAGUUCUUACUGAAGGGCCGGAACUAUCUGCAUGCACACACUGGUUCAUUGAUGUUGCACUGAAGCAGUGUGUGCCCAUUCUCACCUUUCACAACUAAAAGCCACAGCUAUUUAUAUACUAACGUAAGGCUUAUGAUUAUUUAACCAGUUACUGGUUGGGAGCUGAAAAUCAGAAAGGAGAACAGACAAACGGCAGAUUUGUUCAGGUCCUUUAAGAUGUGAUGUUUCAUAUAUUCUUAAAGGGACAGAAUCACACAUAUUGUUGGUUAAGUCAUGUAUAACUGGAUUUACUGAAUUAAAAACAUAAAAAACA